CGAGGAGAUCCCAUGGAUGAUCGAGGACUUGGACGCCAUCGAACCGGCACCACUGGAGUCGCAAAGAACGCCUACAAGGGUCUGCAGCUGCGAUGAAGUCGACGUCCGCACGACUAGGGAACGCGGCGGUUUCCUGAGGAUACGCAGCACCGAGGUGACAUGGAGCAGCAGCAGCUUCUUGUCGCCCGACGAGGCGAUCUGGGAUCUGAGAAGGCGCACCAGCGAGGGUACGGAGUUCCGCUGGGAGCUCCAUACCUCGACCACCGACUUGGAUCUCGCCAGAAAGGCAAAGUGCAGCUGCCACAGUCUGGUUCCGGAAGAGAAGAAACGGCAGGGCCGCGGUGACCUCAGGAAGCAUCACAGUGCGGAGACGGACAAGUGGACGAUCAAACCGGAGUAUCUGCUAACGCCGAUGCACGACCUAAGGAAGCACAGUAGCGACGACACCAGAUUCGCGAGGGAGGCCAAAUGGCUACAGGUGCCGGACGUGAUGCCGAAUCCGAAGCCCAGGUGCACCUGUCCCAAGGUGAAGACACCGGCACCCGCGUCACCAGUGGAAGUGAAGCCGGAGGUGAAGGAGCCGGAGAAGCCGAUACAAAAGGAGGAAAAGAAAUUGUACUACUCCAAGUCGAUGACGCCAGAGGAAUCGGCCGUGCCAUGGGAGAAACCGGAGGUGAAGAGGCAAGCCAGCGAGGAUCCGAGAGCCGCCAAAGCCGGGAAGAGGGAUCGACCCAAGCUGGAGCGUUCGGCGCAAGUGAGAAGCGAAAGUUCGAGGAGAUGGGGCUUCUCCGCUAGGGAUAAAGACAAGAACAAGGAGAAGGAGAAGGAGAAGGAGAAGGUCAUAAGCCCGGUGGAGAGCAAGAAGCCGAUACGAGCAAGGUGGGCCAUGAAACCGCACGUCUCUCUGCCCGCCGAGAAGAAGCCGUCCAAGUGGUACAGGAGUCAGGACGAGCCGAAGAGCAAGAGUCUGCGCGAACGGCCCAAGUACAGCAUACGAAGGAGCAUGUCGCCGGAGCCGGAUCCACGACAGAUGAACAAGCUGGAGAACAGGAUUGUGCGACGUCUCAUCUCCCCGGAGAUCACCAUCACCAGCACCAAGUGGGCACCGUACGAGGACUCGUCGCCGUUACCGACGAUCGGGAUAAAGAAGCGCGAGCAGAAGCACAUCAGCGAGAUCAAGUGGACGCCGUACGACGAGUCGCCGAGCGAUAUCCCAGUCGAGGUAAUCGAAGACAAGAAAUGGUCACCCUUCCACAACGUCACGCCUACGCACUGUCCGCCGCCGGAGCCGGCAACGCCCACCAAGAGCGACGACGAGGAGUUCCGGUGGAAGAUCCUCAACCAGGUCCCAACGCCGUUCCCGCUCUAUCAGGGCGGCUGGAAGGACGAGUCGCCGGAGAAGACGCCGCCGAAGAAGACCACGCCGGAGGACCUGUCGCCUCCGAUUUGGUCGCCAAGGGUGCCUACCACGCCCACCGCCAAGCGGAAGAGUCUCCGCCACACGGAGAUCGUACAACCGCCGGAAUACUCGCCGGAGUUCUCGCCAAAGGGGCGCAGGCCCCGGCUCACCCGCAAGGGUGCGUUCAGGGCGAAAACAUCGCUCCCUUCCAAUCCUCUGGAGGACAGACUGCCCCAGGCCGGGCAUCCCCCGCCGACGGUAAUAAUACGCGCUGCUAGCGAGGAGUCGAAACGACAGAGGCCCCAGCUGACCAGAUCCAUAGCCCUGCUCGAGGUGCCCAAGCAUAUAGAUGCAACGAAGAGAUCGUUGAGCGAAGAGGGACCGCGCAUUCAACCACGCGAGCGUCCCAAACCGCCCGGUAGAACUCGCAGCGAGGAAGUGUCCAAGUACGACGAUCCUUGGUUGAGGUCCGAGUCGCCCGAGCUGCCUAUUCGGAGGGAGAGGCGUCCCGCGACCAGACUGCGGCUCGGUUUCCUCGCAAGGGCCUCAAGAAGAGUAUAAUCUUCGAAACCACCUAAAAGACGUGACGGCAGGGCACAACUAGUCGUGAUGAAGAUUAACGAGGUCGAACGAGACAGGAAGGAAGAUUCUAACGCGAUCGCGCCCGUAUGGACGCCGAAAACUUCGUUGGCCUACACGAAGACUACAAUGAAAAAAUACCA
This is a messenger RNA of Vollenhovia emeryi, 2121 nucleotides long. RefSeq names its product adhesive plaque matrix protein-like. The transcript is spliced from 2 exons. NCBI's taxonomy places the organism in Eukaryota, Metazoa, Arthropoda, Insecta, Hymenoptera, Formicidae. The record is from RefSeq and is a predicted model, not a curated record. Bases 17 to 1960 code for a protein of 647 amino acids.